Molecule: messenger RNA, 3777 nt
Organism: Fusarium proliferatum ET1
Lineage: Eukaryota; Fungi; Ascomycota; Sordariomycetes; Hypocreales; Nectriaceae
Exons: 1
Coding region: 1-3777 (1258 amino acids)
Molecular function (GO): protein binding
Source: RefSeq, a predicted model, not a curated record
AUGGCCUCACCAGAAGAAAUCGCAGGCAAAUGGCUCCUCAGCAUCUGCAGUCGAAAGCCUUCUGCAGAAAGAGAUGAACUCCUGACCCAUCUCGAGAAAAUAAAAUUCGACGAAUUCUUCACGCUUCAUGGAACAUCACCCGUUUUCAAGACGUACCAUAUCGAAGCCGUACGGAAGUGCCUCGCCAAAGAGCUGAGAGUGGAUUAUCCACUGGCGCGUGCGCUGCUGGAGAAAGAUGACUUGGGGGACUUGUUCGUCGGGGAGAGGGAUAUAUUGCAAGUUGCGAUUAAGAGGGCAAAGAUUGACCCAGGGUAUCUGGGUGAGGACCCGAGGAAGUCGAAUCCUGAGCUUUUGGGGAUGGUCAAGUUGCUUAUGGCUCAUGGGGCAGCCGUGAAUUGCUUGGAUGAUGAGGGGUACUCACCGCUUGUUUAUACUUGUAUGCUGGGUUACGAAGAGCUCUUUUGCUUCUUGAUCAAGUCUGGAGCGGACAUUUCUACACUCCAGCCACGCCGAUCUCCAGAGCAGCUCGCCAAGAUACGAAAGGCUGCUAAAAAUGGAGAGACUGUGGAAGAUGAGCCCAAGGAACAGGCAAACCUUCUUCAGGUCACCCUCGACGCUCUAAUCUCACCGCAGGAGAUUGUUGACAUGACGUGGGUCGGUUGGCCUCCUGGUGUGAACUUUGACGUGCCCUUAUGGGAUCUUGACAUCGAAUAUACCUGGGGAGGCAUCAUUAUGUAUUUGCUGAAGCAGGGUCUUUCAUGUCCUAAAGAUGAUUCGGGGUUAGUCAUGAUGCUUCAUAUUGCUUGCCGCAAAGGAGCGCUGGACGUUGUAAUGAAGUUACUGGCUUAUAAGGCCGCUGCUGAUGCCGCUGGACCAAGAAUGGUUGAUGGUGGGCAAGGCGAGGGAUCGACCUUUGGGACAGCGAUGCAUGCUGCAGCCGCAGGCCGCAAUAUCGAUAUCUCUUUGGCUCUCAUAGAGCAUGGCGAAAGUGCCAGAUGUCGUCGAAACUGUAUCUUCAACCGCGGAAGCACCAACGGGGAUCUGACACCCAUCGAAGUCGCGAUAGCUGCAGACCCUUAUGGAAGCGAUGAGAACCUCCUCGAGUUUCUGGAAGCCUUCAUGGCACACGCGAGCGAUCUCGAAGAUUCGGACUACCAGGCCGUGCUGAGAUAUUGCGCGCAGAACAAUAAGCUUGAAGCAGCCAACCGGCUUCUUGGCAGAGGAAUACGUCUCGAAGAAGUACCAACCUCAGUUUCGAGCGUCGAUAUGGCGAAGCUGCUUGUUUCUCAUGGUAUCAAGCUUGAUCCAGUGGCGUUGCAAGAGAGAGCACUGAAGAGAGGACGGUUAAGCCUUUUGCGCUGGUGUGUUGAUGAGUACGGUGCCAAACUACCCGAUGAUCUCAAGUCGUGGGGAGAGACGGUGACGUGGCUUCUCUGCUCUGGUAAUAUGUACCGCGAGCAGACGAUAUACCUCAUCACCGAGUACCCCGGUCCACAUAUCGACACGGUUCUUGUUUCAAGGCGACGUCUUCAUCGAGAGAAUCUUAAAGCAAAGAAGACAAGUUGGCUUCAUACGGCUAUUAUAAAACAUAAUUUACCGGUUGUCAAGAUGUUGUUGGAAGCCGGGGCUGAUGUUAACUGUCCUGGAUUACGUGCUGAUGCACGUACUGUGGUAAGGAAAGGUGGCCGAGGGUCGUUUCGAGACAUCGAGGAGUGGCUGGAGAUAGUUACAAUGCUGGAGAAGAAGAUGUCUGGUAAUGAGGGGUGGACUAUGCCUUCGUAUGGUGAGGUGAGGAAGCGCGUUGUUGAAACUGUGGCACUUGAGAGACGAGCUUGGGAUGAGAAGAUUGAGAGUAUGGUCGAAAGCAGACAGGAGGUUCCUCAUGCAACUCCAGAGCGGUCAGAUGACCCAGUGCCAUCUUCUCCUUUGGGAAUUGCCUCCUCGGCAGAUUUGUAUCAGCCUCUGAGGAGCAGUAGCUCCUUUCGACUUCUUGAACUCCUUCCAUCGAGCAACCGGACAGACCCUCUUGUCGGACGCUUGGUAGACAGCGAUAUCACUUUCCAACCAGACUAUGAAGCUUUGUCCUACGUCUGGGGAGACAUAACACCACUCAGGUACAUCAACCUCGGCGAUCAAGAAAUCUCAAUCACACCAAACCUCCACUCAGCACUCGUCCACCUCCGCUCUCCCAACACCGUCCGCACACUCUGGGUCGACGCCCUGUGUAUCAACCAAUCCGUCCACGGCGAACGAAACCAACAAGUCCGCAUCAUGGGCGACAUCUACAAGUCAGCGAGUCAAGUCAUAGUAUGGCUCGGCGACGAAGCCGAUGAUUCACACCUCGUAUUCCAACAUAUUAACGACGAAAGCAUUCCCGACUCCUUCCACAACGGUUCAACACCACCAGAAGAAAAGCGCCGUGCCUGGAACGCGCUUGUCAAAAGACCUUGGUUCUUCCGCACAUGGGUCAUCCAAGAGAUAGCUCUUGCGAAAAGAGCGGUCAUGAUGUGUGGAGACGAGGCGACAGCGUGGAGGGACAUGGAGAUCAGUUGGAAAGCAGACUUUUCGAAUGGUGCGAAGGGACUGUCGUCUUCACGUGGCGGUGAAGGGGAUCAUCCGAUCAAGGGAUUCGAUCCGGAUAGUCAUGUUUGGAGUCUGAGGAUGCUGGGGGUUGGUAGUGAUCCGAUGAGUAUUCUGAGGUAUAGCCGCGUUUGUCAGACUACUGAGAUACGGGACAAGAUUUAUGGCAUCUUGGGUCUGUUUGAACCGGGUUUCAUACCUGUUGACUAUGAUCUGCCCGUGGAAGAUAUCUUUCGUCAGUUUGCAGAGGCUGUGAUCAAACUCACCAAAGAUCUCAGCAUCCUGGGGGAUAUCGGCGCAAAGCGCAGUUAUCCAAACCUUCCAUCUUGGGUACCUGACUUCACGGAUACUUCGACCAACAGUCUCGCAGGGGAUAACUGGUACGCACCGUAUCGCAAAGACGCUGAGGAGAACUACGAUGUUCGGUGUGCAGAUGGAACGCAGCUUAGUUUUCCCAGGGAACAGCUAGGCAGAGAGUAUCUUCCAGGCUUGAAGUUUUCGAAAUAUGGGAGUUUGACGAUCAGGGGCAAGAUGGUUGAUACGAUUCGGGAGGUUGGGCCGGAACUUGAAGAUGGUGUUGGCCAUGCACCAGGAAGUGAGGGCUUUGCAAGGGUGAUGAAAGAUUGGGAAAGUCUUGCUGUCAAACUCGUUCCCGAGUGGAAGGAUUCUGAAUCUUCAUUGAGCCAGGCUUUUGCAACGACACUCACGGCAACUCAUGGUUCUGAGCUCUUCAGCGUUGGUGUGGGCUUCACCCAGUGGUAUCGUCACUGCGGCGCCGGUAUUCUCGAGUCAGCAGAUGCGUCCAUGUUUCUUCGCGACCGCGAGUUCUACCUCUGGUGGUUAAGCGUCGGGAAAGACACAGAAGAAAAGGACCCCGACUCAAGUUCUGAGGAGAAAUCAGACGAAGAACCUGAAGCUAUUGGGUAUGAUCUCAGAGAAUUCUUCGAAAAGUUCACCUUUGCGAGCUAUGGGCGGUGUCUUUUCACUAGUGAGAAGGGGUCUUUGGGACUUGCGAGUCCGAGAGCGAAAGCGGGGGAUCGGGUUAUUUAUUUCCCUGGUUCAACUGAACCGUUUUUGUUGAGGAAGAGGGAGGGAGAGGGAUGGUUGUUGGUGAGUGAUUGUUACUUGUAUGGGCUUGACUUGGAUAUGUUGUUUCAUGAUGCGGAGCAUUUGGUCGAGAACUUCGAGAUCUACUGA